This is a messenger RNA of Zootoca vivipara (common lizard), 15440 nucleotides long. The record is from RefSeq and is a predicted model, not a curated record. NCBI's taxonomy places the organism in Eukaryota, Metazoa, Chordata, Lepidosauria, Squamata, Lacertidae.
CUUUUAUUUAAAAUGCAUCUCUGGGUUUUUUGUGGGGCCUGCCUGGUGAUUUUACAUGAGUAGAAUGUGUCCUUUUAUUUAAAAUGCAUCUCUGGGUUAUUUGUGGGGCAUAGGAAUUCAUUCAUAUUUUUUUUCAAAAUAUAGUCUGGCCCCCCCACAAGGUCUGAGGGACAGUGGACCAGCCCCCUGCUGAAAAAGUUUGCUGACCCCUGGAUUAAAUUGUAUUUCAAAAUCUAAACAUUAAAAAUAUCUAUUCAUAAACAACACACACACACACACCACUCACACAUGAAAACAAAGUUCACCACAGCCAAUCACAAACAAACAACCACACCCCUAGGCCAACCCCAACCUCUCUUGCCACCAAAGGAAUGCAAGCGAAUAGUAAAGAGAACCCGCACAAGCAACACUGACAAACCCCCACACAUACAUUAAGUAGAAUAGAAACAUUGCCACCCGACCCCACCCCUGCUCACCAAGCCCCCCUCCACCUCUUUCCCCCUUUUCUUCCUAAUGUAACACUAAUGUCUCAACAAAUGAAACUGAUCUGUAGAAAAUGUAACUUGAGAAAAAAAGACAUUGCACAUAGUUCAUCUUCAGGUUUUCUCUGGCUGUUGGGUGAACUAAAAACAAAACAAAACAAUAUGUUCAGUAGCUGGUCCAUUUUUUAAUGCCGAAUGUGUCUCAGUAUAGGUGUGUUGAUGGGAAACACAGCAGGCACAGAUUAGAUUGUAUGGAAACUCAAGGGGUUUCCAUACAGCGCCAACCCAGGGCACAUUGAGCCAAAGGACGCGGGUGGCGCUGUGGUCUAAACCACUGAGCCUUUUGGACUUGCUAAUCAGAAGGUCGGUGGUUUGAAUCCCUGUGACGGGGUGAGCUCCCGUUGCUCUGUCCCAGCUCCUGCCAACCUAGCAGUUCGAAAGCACACCACUGCAGGUGGGAAGUAAACGGCGUUUUCGUGCGCUCUGGCACUCACCAAGAAUUUUCUCACCAAGAAUUUAGGUAAGUAUUGACAAGAAAUCAUUGCCGUUCUUAGUUUCAGAUAGCUGCUAGACUGGUGUGAUGGCAAUUAGCUGCCCAUGUGCACCUUGUCUUGAACUUCCUGGAGAGAUGGGAGAAAAUAGUGGUUGUUCUGAGUCUCUUCCCUUAGUAGCCUGAUCUGUUGUCUAGGUCAUGCCUUUGGGAUGAUGAGUUCAUAUUUCCCUCACCUUGUUGUAUGUACUAGGAAUCCUAUGGGGAUCCUCUUUGUUGCUCUGUUAUUGUUGGCAUCCGUCUGUCUCGGGAGACAAUGGAGGAGUUGCACUUUUGCAGGUGAAGUCACAACUGUUGGAAUAUUUCAGUGCCUGCUGUAUGGGAUAGACAUGCUUUGUUGCAGCUGGGGCACAUGAAGGCAUCCGGUUGUGCUUCUACGCUCCUUCCUGCUCUGUAUAACAGAAAUAAUACAUGUACAUUUGGAUACUACAAGGGGUUUGAGUGGCAUUAACAAAAUACUUCUGAGUGAAGGCUUUCUGACAGAUUUCUGAAUACAAAUUCAUGGAAGCUAAGGUUAUAAAUGGAUACUGAUGGUUAUGUGCUACCUACUUCCAGGUUCAGAGACAACAUCCUUCUGAAUAUCAGCUGUUGGGAUACAACAACAGUCUUGGUCUCAAUUCCUGUUUAUCAGCUUCCAAAAGAUUUCUAGUUGGCUGCUGUAUGAAAGAGGAUGGUGAACAAAAUAGGAUUCUGAAAUGAGAAUGGCCUGGCUCUGACCCCAGAAUGUGCACAUUCUUCUUUUCUCUGCUUUCCAACUAAACAAGAUCCUUCAUCCCUCUCCUCCUCAAAGAAGGCAAUGUAUUGCUCUUGGAGAAGAAGUAAUAUACUCCCUAAAUUUGAUGAUAAUGAAAAUACAGAAGAAAGAAAAACAGCUGCCAAAUUUUAAUGUGCUAAGUCAUUCCCCAAUGUCUGAUGCCUCCAUCACCUUUGAAUGCAAGCCACAGUCCCCUUUUGCUGACAGUACAGAUCAGGAAGAUUUGCAUGACCUGGUGACAAUCUCUGACUUGGCCAGCGUGAGCCUGGCCCAGAAGGACCAGCAGGAUGUGGUGCCUGUUGAGGUGCCUGAUGAGAUUGUGCAGAACAUGGUGACAUCCCUUAAUGGGAUGCAGGACGACAGGGGUGGGGGCGCCGGGGUGAAGAAGAAACGGAAGAAAAAAGAGCUGGGGCAGCAGGAACCAGGGGGUGAAAGAGAAACCAAACCAAAGAGAAAGAGAGAGCCUAAGGAACCAAAAGAACCCAAAAAACCCAAGGAGCCUAAGAAGGCCAAGGAGCCCAAGCAGGAGGGGGUGAAGAAACCCAGGAAGCCUCGGGAGCCCAAGGUCCCAAAGGAGCCUAAAGAGAAGAAGAGCAACUCGGAGUCUCCCCCCAAAGCCAGACCCAAGAAGACCAGCACGGAGCAAGGACCAACUCCUGUUGAGAAGAAGAAAAAAGGGAAAAGGAAAAAUGACACUUCAGUGGACAGCCUUGAGCUGGAUCAAAGCCUCCUUUCACUGUCUGGGCAGAGCCCUGAGGAGUCUGCUGAAUCAGCUGACAGCCAGAAGCGCCGCUCUGGCCGCCAGGUGAAGCGCAGGAAGUACAACGAAGACCUGGAUUUCAAGGUGGUGGAUGAUGAUGGUGAAACAAUUGCUGUUCUGGGAGCUGGUCGGGCUUCUGCUCUCUCUGCAUCUACCUUGGCCUGGCAGGCAGAGGAGCCUCCCGAGGAUGAUGCUAACAUCAUUGAGAGGAUCCUUGCCUCCAGGAUGGUGCAGAAGGAGACCUACCCAGGAGGAGCAACUUACGAGCAGGAAGAGUUCUACGUAAAGUACCGCAAUUUUUCUUACUUACACUGCAAAUGGGUCACAAUGGAGGAGCUGGAGAAAGACCCACGCAUCUCCCAGAAGAUCAAGCGUUUUCGCAAUAAGCAGGCCCAGAUGAAGCACAUUUUCACUGAGCCUGAUGAAGAUAUGUUCAACCCAGACUAUGUGGAAGUUGAUAGAAUUUUGGAGGUGGCUCACACGAAGGACUCUGACACUGGGGAGGAGGUGACUCACUACCUGGUGAAAUGGUGCUCAUUGCCUUAUGAGGAAAGCACCUGGGAGCUGGAGGAAGAUGUCGACCCUGGAAAGAUCAAAGAGUUUCUCUCUCUGCAAAUCCAACCAGAAAUCAAAUCUUUGGAGCGCCCUGCCUCUGAGUCCUGGCAAAAGUUAGUGAAAACUCGGGACUAUAAGAACAACAACCAGUUGCGGGAGUACCAGCUGGAGGGAAUGAAUUGGCUGCUCUUUAACUGGUACAACAGGAAGAACUGCAUUCUGGCUGAUGAAAUGGGUUUGGGGAAGACAAUCCAGUCCAUUACAUUCCUCUCUGAGAUAUACCUGAUGGGCCUUCGGGGGCCGUUCCUCAUCAUUGCCCCACUCUCCACAAUCACAAACUGGGAGAGAGAGUUCCGCACGUGGACAGAGAUGAAUGCCAUUGUGUACCACGGCAGCCAGAUAAGCCGCCAGAUGAUCCAGCAGUAUGAGAUGGUGUACCGGGAUCCACAGGGUAAUCCUCUUUCAGGGCUCUUCAAAUUUCAUGUAGUCAUCACCACCUUUGAGAUGAUCCUGGCUGACUGCCCAGAGCUGAAGAAAAUCCAGUGGCGCUGUGUGAUAAUCGAUGAGGCCCAUCGGCUCAAGAACAGGAACUGCAAAUUACUGGAAGGACUGAAACUCAUGUCUCUGGAACACAAAGUGCUCCUGACUGGGACACCCUUGCAGAACUCAGUGGAGGAGCUCUUCAGCCUGCUGAACUUCUUGGAACCACAGCAGUUCCCAUCUGAGACAGCUUUCCUGGAAGAGUUUGGGGACCUCAAGACAGAGGAACAGGUAAAAAAGCUCCAGUCCCUCCUGAAACCCAUGAUGCUGAGACGGCUGAAAGAUGAUGUGGAAAAGAACCUAGCACCCAAACAGGAGACCAUCAUUGAGGUAGAACUGACCAACAUCCAGAAAAAAUACUACCGGGCUAUCCUGGAGAAGAAUUUCAGCUUCCUGUCCAAGGGUGCUAACCAGCACAACAUGCCUAACCUCAUCAACACCAUGAUGGAGCUGCGCAAGUGCUGCAACCACCCCUACCUCAUCAAUGGGGCAGAGGAGAAGAUCCUGGAGGAUUUCCGUAAAACCCACAGUCCAGAUGCUCUUGACUUCCAGCUACAGGCGAUGAUCCAGGCAGCAGGCAAGCUGGUGUUGAUUGAUAAGCUGCUGCCGAAGCUGAUUGCAGGCGGGCACAAGGUGCUGAUCUUCUCCCAGAUGGUGCGCUGCCUUGAUAUCCUGGAGGAUUAUCUCAUCCAGAGGCGAUACACCUAUGAGCGCAUUGAUGGGCGGGUGCGUGGGAAUUUACGGCAGGCUGCCAUUGACCGCUUCUGCAAGCCGGAUUCAGACCGCUUUGUGUUCUUGCUCUGUACACGGGCAGGAGGGCUGGGCAUCAACCUUACUGCUGCUGACACCUGCAUCAUCUUUGACUCGGACUGGAAUCCACAAAAUGAUCUGCAGGCUCAGGCUCGCUGCCAUCGGAUAGGCCAAAGCAAGGCAGUGAAGGUCUAUCGCCUCAUCACUAGGAACUCUUAUGAGCGGGAGAUGUUUGACAAGGCCAGCUUGAAGCUAGGCUUGGACAAAGCGGUGCUGCAGGACAUAAAUCGCAAGGGGAGCAACAAUGGGAAGGUGCAGCAGCUCUCAAAGAUGGAGGUCGAAGAUUUAUUACGAAAAGGCGCUUAUGGGGCUUUGAUGGAUGAAGAAGACGAAGGCUCCAAGUUCUGUGAGGAAGAUAUUGACCAAAUCCUGCAACGCAGAACCCAGACCAUCACUAUCCAGACUGAAGGGAAAGGCUCCACAUUUUCCAAGGCCAGUUUUGUUGCUUCCGGAAACAGAACUGACAUUUCAUUAGAUGAUCCCAACUUCUGGCAGAAAUGGGCAAAAAUAGCAGAGCUGGAUACAGAUGCAAAAAAUGAGAAGGAGAGCCUGGUGAUUGAUAGGCCCCGUGUCCGUAAACAGACCAAACACUACAAUUCCUUUGAGGAGGAUGAACUUAUGGAGUUCUCUGAACUGGACAGUGACUCCGAUGAGCGACCCACACGCUCGCGACGCCUCAAUGAAAGAACACGUCGCUACCUACGGGCAGAAUGUUUCCGUGUGGAGAAGAACCUGCUCAUAUUUGGCUGGGGGCGCUGGAAAGACAUAUUGACCCAUGGCCGGUUUAAAUGGCAUCUCAAUGAGAAAGACAUGGAAAUGAUCUGCCGAGCACUCCUAGUCUACUGUGUCAGACAUUAUAAGGGAGAUGAGAAGAUUAAGAGUUUUAUCUGGGAUUUGAUCACUCCCACAAAGGAUGGACAGAACCAGGCCCUACAGAACCAUUCAGGCUUAUCAGCCCCAGUGCCAAGAGGAAGGAAAGGCAAGAAAACCAAGAACCAGAUGCUGCUCCCUGAGAUCAAGAAUGCUGACUGGCUCACCACCUGCAAUCCAGAGAUUGUCUUACAUGAUGACAGCUACAAAAAACAUCUGAAACAACAUUGCAACAAGGUGCUGCUGCGUGUACGGAUGCUCUACUACUUGAAAGCUGAAGUGUUGGGGGAGGCAGCCGACAAAGCCUUUGAAGGAACUCCUGCCAAAGAUCUGGAUUUCCUCCUGCCAGACAUUGACUACAUAGAAAUCCCUGUGGAUUGGUGGAAUGCUGAGGCAGAUAAAUCCCUCCUUAUUGGAGUUUUCAAACAUGGUUACGAAAGGUACAAUGCUAUGCGAGCCGACCCAGCCCUAUGCUUCCUUGAGAAGGUAGGCAUGCCAGAUGAGAUGCUGCUGUCUGCAGAGCAGAGUGUCAUCGAUGGAGUGCAGGAUGCUCCAGAAAGAGGGAACGUGGAUAAAGAAGAAACAAGUGCAGAGAAGCUGGACGGGCUGCAGAAACAGGAGGAGACUUCAGAUGGUUGUGGUGAAGUAACUGAGAAGAAGGAGGACACCAUGGCAGCCCAGGAUGGCUCCGACCCAGACAAAUCCAGCUGGCCUGUGUCAUCCGCCCUCACAGCCAGACUGCGGCGUCUCGUCACUGUCUAUCAGCGUUGCAACCGUAAAGAGCUCCCUACUAGGCCUGAGAUCAUUGGGCCUUGUAACCAUGGUUAUUGGCUGCAAGAGGAGAUGUUUAGGAGAGCCAACGAGAUGGACCCUAUCAACAAGGAAAUGCAGAAAAGAUGGACCAGAAGAGAUCAAGCAGAUUUCUAUCGCACUGUCUCUUCAUUUGGGGUAAUGUACGAUCCAGAGAAGAAGGUUUUUGACUGGACCCAGUUCCGAUCCAUUUCACGUUUGGAGAAGAAAACUGAUGAGAGCCUCGAGAAAUAUUUCUAUAGCUUUGUUGCAAUGUGCAGGAACGUCUGCCGCUUGCCCCACUGGAAAGAAGAUGGCCCAGCUGAUCCUAGUAUCUAUGUGGAACCAAUCACUGAGGAGCGUGCCGCAAGGACCCUAUACCGAAUCGAACUGCUACGGAAGGUCCGUGAGCAAGUGCUGAGGUGUCCGCAGCUGCACGAGCGGCUCAAGCUUUGCCGCCCAAGCCUGUACCUUCCCGUGUGGUGGGAGUGUGGUAAGCAUGACCGGGAUCUGCUCAUCGGUACGGCUAAACAUGGGCUGAACCGCACGGACUAUUAUAUCAUGAAUGACCCCCAGUUGUCAUUCCUGGAUGCCUACAGAAACUAUGCUCAGCACAAAAGGACAGGGGUCCUUGGAACAGAAAACUUGUGUUGCCACCACCAAGCAAAUUCUAAGCUGUAUUGCUCCCCUUCAUACAAUCAGGUGGAAAGAAAACAUGAAUCUCCGGAGACCGAAACGGAGCGCUGUCUCAAGCUAGUGGGCUCAGGCAAUAGUCUCUCGCGGACAGACAACAUCUCUCAGGAUAGCAGCUGUGAAAAUUUCAUGUCGAAAGUCCGGGGUAUGAUUUCCAUUAACUAUGAUGAGAGCUCUUUGCCUGACUCUCUGAUGUGCAUGAUGUAUGAUGAGAAGGCGUGCAACAGCGAACAUAGCUCCCUUGCCCGAGACAGUCCCAGCUGCACAGAUGUCAGUAGCAAUACUACCAAAAUAGCAGAGGGCAAAAUAGAUGGGGAUGAAGAUCUAUCUAGCUGUGAUGCUGAGACCACAAGAGAGCCCUCCUACCUAGAUCACUUGCAAUUUGGCAGUGACCAAACGGAGGGUCCGAAUGCAGCCCAGGAGCCCUCAUCUAAGGAAACUAAGCCCUCCCAGAGCUUUAUUGUGGAACCCUGUAAUGCCCUUGAGCAUAUAGAGAGUCCGUACGCUAACCCAGGAUCAGUACCGUUUGAAAGAGAUGGCAUGGAAGGGGUCCUGAGCAUAGGAGUGUUUGGCCCCAGUCUCCAUAACUUUGAUAUCAAAGACCAUCCCGAGAAGAGAUUCAUGGGCUUGUUGCAUGAAAAGGGCUUGGAAGAGAAAUCGGUGCAAAGUCAGAGCCACAGUGAAGAAGAGGAGGAGGAAGAGGAGGAGGAAGAGGAAGAUCAUUUAGAGGCAGCUGCUGACACUGUGGAAGAUUUGAGAGGUUGCUUAAAGACCCCAGAUGGUGGUGAAGACAAACCCAUUGUGCAAGAGGAGCAAAGGCAUAGUUCAUGUCUUCUCACUACUCUGGAUGCAAUCAUGAAGGAAAGGAAUAAGGAGCUGGUUGAGUCGAUCUCGAGUGAGCAGGCAGCAUCCAAAUGUGAUAGUGAGCACGGGGCUGGCGAGGACGAUCAAGCUGAAUUUGAGAGCCUCGAGGAGCACACCCCAGUCUUGCAAGAGAUCCAGACCUGCCACCAUCACCACUACCACCAUUCUGCACAAAGCCAGGCGUCAGCAAUUCAGAUGGAGCUCCUUAAGUCACAUCCUGUUUGUAUGGAGGCAGACCCCUGGGGAGAUGACACAGAGGAGAAAAGGGGCAGUCCUGUUCCACAGCCUCUCUGUGGGAAUGAAAUGAAGAAGGAAGAGGAAGAGUGUGAGAAUCAAGACCUAGAGAAGAGGGAUGAAAGCAGCCAAAAUCAAGAUUGUUUUGAGAAGUUUUCUGAAGAUGAAAGUAAGAGUUCCACAUUUGUUGUUCCUGGAGAGAUUGAUGAACUGCAAGAUGUCCGGGCACCUACCAUUGCUCAGCUUCUGCAGGAGAAGACACUCUACUCUUUCUCAGAGUGGCCUAAGGAUCGAGUGAUCAUUAACCGCAUAGACAACAUCUGUCAUGCCAUCUUAAAGGGCAAGUGGCCUUCUUCCAGCCAGCCAUUUGAAAUACAAACUGUGAUGCCGACUCCUGCAUUAUCCAACAGUACUGGCAAUAGAAACAGCUACACUGAACCAGAGGCCUCCGAACCCAGCUUCAGCAAUGGAGUGAUAGCUGCACAGGUCCAGAAGGACGGUUUCCUGGCGCCCACUUUCGUCAAGGAUGAACACAAGCACAGGCAACCAUAUGAAUUUGAGAUGGAGAGAGAUGCCAAGCAGAGGAGCCUUGAACAGCUAGUGGCUUCCCACCCCCACCCUUCCAUUGUGUUGAACGGCUGGCGGGAUGCAGCAGUGGACCUCUCAAGAGUGCCUGAUGGGUCACCAGCAAGCAGCUCUCCUUUCUCCCUGAGCACAAAUAUACCUAAGCUAGGGACAGUGAAUGCUCUGCAGGGCUCCCUUGGCAUGGACUUGUCUGGUAUCCUUCAGGCAGGGUUAAUUCAUCCUGUCACAGGACAGAUCGUCAAUGGGAGUCUACGGAGAGAUGAUGCUGCCAUGAAGAGGAGACGGGGCAGGAGAAAAAAUGUGGAAGGGAUAGAUCUCAUAUUUUUGAAGGAGAGAACCCUCCAGACAGGGCUGUCAGAAGAUCAAACCCAGACUGUACCAAGUAAUCCUAACCCUGAUGGGCCAGCCAUUACUACCUCAAGUCCGCAGACGGUUCCAGGCACUAAUGUCCAGGCAGAGAAGAUUGUUCCAAAUAAGAGUCUUCUGGACUGGCUGAGACAGCAGUCUGACUACACGCUUGAAAUCCCUGGCUUUGGCACAAACUUUUCAGAAAAGCCUAAACAAAGGAGACAGCGCUGUAAGGACCCUAGCAAAUUGGACAUAAAUUCUCUCACAGGGGAGGAACGCGUGCCUGUGGUCCAUAAGGGUACUGGGAGGAGGUUAGGGGGAGCCAUGGCACCAGCACUGAAGGAACUGCCAAGGUGGCUUGAUGCAAACAUGGAGUAUGCUGUUGCAGCAGACUGGUCUGACAUAGUUAAGCUUUCAGGUUUUUUACCUGAAAGCAAGUUUAAUCGUAUUCUGACUGAGCCUGUACUCCGAGAUGCUGGGCCUCGACGGAGAGGAAGGAGGCCAAGGAGUGAACUUUUUAAAGCUCCUGGCAUAGUAGCAGAUGCUUCUUCUGGAAUGGGACCAUUAUUCAUGAACGGACUCAUUGCUGGAAUGGAUUUAGUAGGACUUCAGAAUAUGAGAAACAUGCAAGGCAUUCCUUUAACUGGGCUGGUUGGGUUUCCUGCUGGAUUUGCAGCAAUACCUGCUGGCGAGGAUGUCAAAAGUGCUCUGAGUAUGUUGCCGAUGAUGCUUCCAAGCAUGGCUGCUGUACCACAAAUGUUUGGUGUUGGAGGACUUCUUAAUACAUCAAUGACAACUGCCUGUACUUCAGCUGCUCCAACUUCAUUAGCAAGCACAACUAAAAGUGGUACGUCACAUGCAGAAAAUGAUGCUGAAGACAAACAAAGUGGCCAAGGUGCAAAAACAGAAACUCUGUCUGAAGACAAAUCUGGUCCUAGUUCAUUUUCUGAUCAGUCAGAACCCGCAAUAACUACCAGUAGUCCUGUAGCUUUUAACCCGUUUCUUAUUCCAGGAAUGUCAUCUGGACUGAUCUAUCCCUCAAUGUUUCUUUCUCCUGGUAUUGGUAUGGCAUUGCCAGGCUUUCAGCAAACCAGACACUCAGAGGCAACAAACCUAGAAAGUCAGAAACGGAAGAGGAAGAAAACUAAAGGGGAACUUGCAACUGCAGAACCAGAAACUCUCUCACUGUCCGACAAGGAACAUGCAAACAGUCAAAACUGUACAGAACAAACACCAUCUGUGUCAGAAGAGAAUGAACAGGAUGUACCAGCGGAGGAGGAGGAAGAAGAGGAAUUCAAAGAUAUUAAAGAUAUCAAUUAGAACUUUUGUUUUGUUCUGAAAAAAUAAUAUUGUGGCUUGUAAGUUUCUCAUCCCAUAAAUAUUUGUUACAGCCCUCUGUUCCCACUUCACCUUCAUAAAAAAAACCUGUGUUUCUAUAAGUAAUAUUAUCUACCUAAUUCCUGGUAAGAUAACUAUGGUGACAUGUUAAUAGUUGCAGGGUCUUGCCAUAGAGAUAAGCAGUGUUCUAUAAUUGGUACGGGAGGCAGAAAUUUCUUGUUCAGAUGUCCAGCUGUUCAUCCCUCCCUUCUCCAAAACAGUAGUAAAUAAGUACUUGGUGAUUGCCAAAACUGCUUGCUUGUUUGAGAGGGGAAAUAAUCUCAAUAAGACAAUGCUUCUCUAAUGAUGGAAACACAAACACAGGAAAAGGUAGAUGUUUUUACAAAGACACUGAAUUUAAAAAAUCUUGUAUUUUGGGGUAAAAAGCACAGUUAUAGUAAGUGCUAAUGUGUAUUUUUUGAUUUAAAGUAUUUCCCUAUUUUAUCAUGGUUACUAGAUUAGUAGUAUAGACAGAAGUAUAUAACUAAUGAUUGAAAAUGCAUAUAUUCAUUUCUUUUUCUUUUUUAAAAAAAAGGCAUUAAUGGUAGAUAAUUUCCUCCUGUUCACACUACAAAGUUUUGGAAACAAACUGCUGUAAGUGAAAAGAUUACCUGAACUUUUAUAUUUCUAAAACCAAAUCUUGCUUUAUGUUUAAGGUGGAUUUCAGUUGUCCUUUUUUUGAUUUUAGGCCAUUUCCAGCUCCUGCUGAGAAGCUGACGCACAUCUUGCAUUAUUAUUUUUUUAAUGCAGAGGCUGGAGCUUAAUAACUUCCAGUUUUUUUUAUUUUUCUAUUAGCCGUUUCUCACAAAGGCCCUUAACAAUAAUUCCCCCUUCCCCAAUGAAGAAUAAACAACUGGUUUUAAUCUUCUUAUGAGGGAACAGGAUUGGCUUUUAUCAAUUCUUCUACCCUAAAAAAUGUUAUUUUUUGAAAUCAGAAUUUUUAAAGCUGUGAGAUGGGCUUUUGUUAAGGACUGUUGACAGUUUCAAAGCUUGAGUUUAGCCUCUGUUUCUAGUAUUAGACUGUGAAGAAAACGUUUUUGCUCCCCCUUUCCAUUCCUCUUGAUCCCGUUCACUGUUCAAUGGUAUUUCCCAAUAUCUCUGCACAUACAUUUUGUGUAAGUGUCUCAAAUGAAACCCCUUAAAAACAUAAGUAGGCUUCCAAAGCUCAGUGUGUUGAAACGCCCUCCACAGGUAAUCUUUACAUAGCCCUCUUUAUUUCCACUCCUAUAUCACUUUUCUUUCACUUGGGCUUGUUCUAAUUUAUAGCUCAUGGUUCGAGACUUGAAAAAAUACACACUUUGUGGUGCGAUGCUUAAAUGGCAGACCAUUAGAGGGGCUUCGGAGUGUAUGCUCGUAUUCAGAUUCACAUUUGGUUUGUCACAAUUUACUGUAUUUUUUACUUAUUUUUUUCUGUUACAGUUUUGCUAAUUUAUCAGAUGGUCCAAAUGUUUUGACAUAACUAUUUCAGUUUGCAUUAUUUAUUUAUGAUGCUUUUUUCAUUGUCUUUUAUACAUUUGGGAUUAUAAAGUAUGUACAUGUUACAAUUAGCAUCUCAAGAAGUCUGUUACCCAUGAACUAAAAUUAAGUCUGUAUGUUGCAGUGAAUUUAUUCUGAGUUUUCUGGGUUGGAAUCAAUUUCAACAAUUUAUGAUUAUGCUAUUGCAAGAGAUUGAAUGAAAUAGGCCCUAUUUAAAUAGCACCCUGUAGCACAGAUACUGUAUCACUCUUGACAGAUUUCUUAGAAAUGCUGCUAUCUGUUUAACUAACAUUUUGUUCAGUUUUGCCUCCAGUGGAAGCAGAGAGGUUUUUUCAGCUGUUAAAUCCAAAAUCAAUAUAAUUUAUUUAUGUAAAAAAAAAAAUCACUUGAUAUAUUUUUGAACCUUUUACGUACUAACUUUUUAUUUAGUAGAAAACAUGUACUUGCCCUAAAUCCUUAAAAUACAAAUGCUAUAAAACUUCAUAUAUCUUGAAAGCCUUACUGUGAAUGGAUGCAGGUCUCUCUAUCUGGAGUCUAUUUGUAAUAUAUAAAAAGAUUAUUUGCCAGAGCUACACUCGUAAGGAACAGGGUUGAGACUAAAUUUUUAUUUAGUUUGUCAGCAUGUGCUAUAUACCUUGUUCUUUCUUAUUUAAUGUGUGUGUGUCUGAGUGUGUAGGUUUCUCUUUGACUUUUAAUGUGUGACUCUUUUGCAGUGAUGGAGCUACUCUGGCUUAUUUACAAUGAAAGGCAUCAAUGGCUACUCCCCCCCCCAAUAACCAUCUUAAGAGAACAAAUGCAGAUUUCCCACUUAUUUCAUGAACACUCACAUAAACAUAGAUGCUUCAUCAAAUGUGCUAUUAAAAUAAACUGUCUGUGCUUGUAAAAAAUGAUAAAUAGAUUUAAAAGUCAGAUUUUUAAUUUUUUAAUUUAGUGCCUAUAUCAUGCGUUUUUAAAAAUAUUGGCAGAGCCUUGCGAAAGUUGUAUAUACUUUUUUCUAGGAAAUCUAUUUCUGAUUGUUUUGCUUGACUUGGAACUAAACAUGACUUGCCUUUUUCUCAGCAUGAGCACUGUUUUGGCCUGUAGAUUAUCUUUCUUUCAUAUUACUUCCCAUACGACCCAAGAAGCCCCACUGUAUAAACUAUGCAUUACUUUUAUGACUGGGUAGAUUUGAUUUAAUUGCACAAUACAAUACUUACAUACUUUUCAGCAAACUAAACCACAAUACUAUUUUAAGCCAUCCUUCUAUCAGUGCUUUGAAAUAUUCUUUAACAUUAACAUUCCAUAUUGUUUUGGUACCCAGCUGGAUGGAGGUUUCCAAGCUACACAACUAGAGAUAUUUCCAGCUCAAGGACCAGAAGACGCUAAGAGAGUUUCCUCAUUUAAAAUAAUCCAGUAAUACGGUACAUGUACAUCCCACGGUGAAUUUGCACAGCACAUCUAAUUAGCAAAAAUAAAGUAUGCAUUGGUGGUUUCACCUGUUUAGAUCCUGAGAAUUUCAAUUCAAAAACAGUCAUGGUGAAGGGUGUCAGUAACUGUUUCCAAUGUAACACUUCUAAAACUCUCUAAGACACUAUCGUGCUCUUAGGAAUAUUUUAUAGUGAUGUCUUUAUUUCUUAAAUCUACCAGUAUUCCUUAAGAAACAGAAACAAUGUAUUUCAGAGUGAAACAAACUGUAGGAGGUUUGGAUUAUUGCAUCAUGCAACAGAUUGGCCAAGAUAUAAGGACCUCAAAUGCUGAGCCUUUGGAUAUAGGACAGCCACAAUAUAAAAACAAUUAAAUGUUUUGUUAUGCAGUGUUUGACUUGAGCAGAAAUCUCAUUUUCAUCCCAUAAAUGUUUAUAUGUUGUUUGUUAUCCAGAAUCUCUUAUAAUAAUAUAAUUCACCAACCAGCCUCAAUGUUGUAUGGGUAUGGAUUGUGUCUUGAUAGAUUCCCCUUCUGUUUGGGAGGCCAGAGAAUGCUGUUAUUUGUGCAGCAGGCAGGCCUGAAAUGGCUUACCAAACUACAGAAGCUGAAGCCCAUUAUUUUAUGCCUUGAACUAGAUUUAGUGUCAACUAAGAAACCACCUGAUUACUGAAUGAUUUACUUGAAUGGAGAACUAUAAAGGAGGUCUGACUACCUUCUGAACAUCUUUUCCUGCCAUCACAACAGAAUGAUAAUUUAUCAGAGAUAUGUCAACAUUUACUUCCCAUCUCAGUUCAACAAUUACCAGUACCUCCUUUUUCAAAUGUGUUAAAAGCACUGCUAUUCCUGAUAAGUUUUUAAAUCCUGAAACCACCCCACUUGUCGCUUUCCCCCAAUACAGCCCUAGUUCAUAGCAUCCAAGAUAUAGAAUUUUCUGGUCAACCGAUGAGCCAAAUGUCCCAUCUCUCAAGUAUAUUUAAAGGCGAUAACAGAAGAAAAAAUAGUUUCCUUCCAAACUGCAGAAAGAAAGUAUGUUGAGGAGCCCCCAGGCCAAUCAGCUAAUGACUCAUUUCAGAAGACUGAUAACUGGGUUCUAAGUGUGCUGUCUCAAUGGGUUGUUUUUAAAGCUGUUGAUUAAAGUAUUUUUGAUCAUUUUUUUAAAAAAUGAUUAAGUGGUUGGUAAAAUUAAAUCUACAUGUAAUCAAGUGUACAUUUUUGAGAUAUUGAAGGACAACCUAUGGUCAAAGAAACCAAAGCUACCAAUUGUUGGAAAGAGAGGCUAUUAAUUUUUUGUUGUUCCUUUUCAUUUUAUUUAAUUUUUCAUAUUUCCUCACCAAAAUUAGAAUACUUCAGCAAUGUGUACCUUUAAUUGUCAGAGCCUACUGGAUUAAAAUUUGUCUCCAUUAGUUAGAAUCAACCCACAACAACUGAGCAAUUUACUCAUUUGUUGAUUAAUCAAAUUAAGUUGAUACAUGUUCACAGCGCUAGUAAUUUUAUCUACCUGACUAGGGUAACACUACAACCUUUUGCCCCCCAAACCUAAAAUGGUGGUACUCUGAGUGGCUUCAGUUGGCAUAGUCCAUUGAACUUGCAUGGUUCCAGAUCAUGCAAUAACUUAACAUGGCUCACAAAUUGGUUGCACACUAUUUUCCAAGAAUUUCUUCUGGGUAGUUUGAGGGAGUGAUUUUGAACACUAAUCAUACAUGCAAUCUGCCUACCUUGGUGACACUGGCUCCAUAGCACUGCCCCAGUCUGAGAAGUAUCUUGGACUGAGAUAGUGGGUGGUCUCCUUUGUCUUGAGCCAAUGGCUUACUUUUCAGUGUAGGUUCUCCCUAAUCUAGAUGAGAACUGGAAAAAAUGCAAGCAUAAAUUGAAACCAACAACCUGGUGUGUGUGCAUGCGCCUUGUUUGUCUUAUUUCUUACCUCAGGUUUGUAAAUUAAAAUGCUUGAUUUGUUUAAUCAGCCAGAGUUUUUCCUCUCUCAUUUGUAAACAGUCUUUGAGAACAAGGACCAAACAUUGCUUAUAAAGCAUUUUUAUAGCCAUGAUAGUGCCAUUUAAAAAGAAAGAAAGAAAAGUCCAAAAAGUUAGGGCAGAGUUAGGGAAGUAGUAUACUGUACUGUAUACAGGAACAAUUCUACUAUAGCAAAGUAUACUUAGCCAGCCUUAUAAAAAAGAACAAAACCCUAGAGGGGUGGGAUGACCAUCUUGGGUAAUAAAUAGCAGCCCUUCCUUGUCUCUGUUUAUUACUUUUUAUGACGUGAAAGGUGUGGCUCGAGCUCGCCUCGGCCAGAACUGACCUCCCCCAACAUCGAAAAUUCCUUCCAGAGACCAACUAAGUUUGUCAUUGGUA